This is a messenger RNA of Annulohypoxylon truncatum, 1243 nucleotides long. Its product is annotated as S1/P1 nuclease. Lineage: Eukaryota; Fungi; Ascomycota; Sordariomycetes; Xylariales; Hypoxylaceae. The transcript has 3 exons. Gene Ontology annotation, molecular function: endonuclease activity; nucleic acid binding. The coding region runs from base 1 to 897 and encodes 298 amino acids. The record is from RefSeq and is a predicted model, not a curated record. Gene Ontology annotation, biological process: DNA catabolic process.
AUGAGACUGAGUCAAUCUACUCUGGCCUUGGGCUCAUUCUUACUGCCAGGUGCGGUAGCAUGGGGAAGCUUGGGUCACAUCACCGUUGCCUACAUUGCGUCAAACUUUGUAAAGGACAGCACCACUACUUACUUCCAGGAUAUCUUGAAGAACGACACCGAGCAUUAUCUUGCCGGAGUAGCCACUUGGGCUGACAGCAUCAGAUACACAAAAUGGGGACGUUUCAGUAAGAAUUUCCACUUCAUAGAUGCGAAGGACACCCCGCCCGAUUACUGCGGCGUCGACUUCGAGAGGGAUUGCAAGGAGGAUGGCUGUGUCGUGAGCUCGAUUCAGAACUACACCUCCCAGCUGCUAGAUGCGGACCUCUUUCCGUGGCGCAGAAGCCAGGCUGCCAAAUUCGUGAUUCACUUCGUCGGUGAUAUCCACCAGCCGCUGCAUGUGGAAAAUGUCGCUAUGGGAGGUAACGGGAUUCACGUGAAAUGGGAAUCGUCGGAGCUGAACCUUCACCACGUCUGGGACUCGAGCAUCGCCGAAAAGAUGUUGGGCGGUAUUCACAGAAAGCCUUAUGUGGCGGGAUAUGCGUGGGCUGCCAAUCUAACCGAACAAAUCAAGUCCGGCAAGUAUGAGCUAGCUAGUAAAUCCUGGGCCGACAACAUCAGUCUAGAUGACCCUAUCGGCACCGCGAUGGGAUGGGCCAAUGAGUCCAACGCUGUUGUUUGCACACAUGUGUUCCCAGAAGGUCCCAAGGCAAUUGUCGGCCAGGAGCUCGCGGGCGAUUACUAUGAAAAAGCCGCCCCCGUGAUCGAGAUACAGGUGGCUAAGGCAGGGUACCGUCUCGCUACUUGGUUAGAUCUCAUAGCCGACAAACUCUCCGGUGCGGUCGUCGACGAACUAUGAGACGAAUUCCUUUAGGAAGGUUUGUUAUGCUAGAACUGUGGUUUGCAUAGAUGUUAUCAAUGUCUGCGGGAAUUAGGAAUGAGGAAUGGACUUUUUUGGAAACUUCGAUUUCAUUCACGUUUUAAGAGAAUUCUGGAUUGAACUCACCUUUGAUAGUACUUGAAGUAAUAUAUCUACUAGGCAGGCAGUGAAUGCCAUUAGCCGAGUCUUAGGUGCGGCCCGCGAAAAUCCUCUAGUGUCUUCAAAGGCGUUCCAGUUGGCUUUCAAGCCCUCUUAUUCCGUUAGACUCGGUACCUAUGAUGACCAGGGCAUAUAGAAUACAAAACUUUCUCGAACUUCUUGGCGA